Messenger RNA from Trichoderma citrinoviride, 675 nucleotides. RefSeq lists its product as hypothetical. The record is from RefSeq and is a predicted model, not a curated record. The transcript has 4 exons. The coding region runs from base 1 to 675 and encodes 224 amino acids. Lineage: Eukaryota; Fungi; Ascomycota; Sordariomycetes; Hypocreales; Hypocreaceae.
AUGGCACACGGGAAGGGCCUGGUGGGGGCUGGACUUGCAGUUGAAGAGUCGGCGAGGUACAAGCCCCGCCGGUACCAGCCCUGCCCACCUUGCCCAGGCCCCCAAGACUGGGCUGACGUAUGUGCAGCAAUGCAUGCCCGCGGAGAGACGUACCUUCUGUACCCGCGUGCCUGUACACUGAUCCGCACACGCCCCCUCCCGCGCAUCGCACGCCCGCCUGCCGCGACGCCCCUGGUACGAUGUACUUCCUCCAGCUGCCCUCUCGCUCGUCAGAUUUGCCUUUGCCGGUCCAGAAUACAUAUAGGACGAUUGCCCUCCUCUCCCCACGGACUGUUUACUCUCCAGAUCACCAGCAUCAGCUUCAGCUUCAGCAUCAUCAGCUCUCUGCAGUCCAGUCCAGCUUCACAACACAUCAGCUUGCAACAUCUUCUCCAUCAAAGCAUCCGCUUGAUCCUGCUUCUGCACCAGUGCAUCGCAUCGCCGCUCAAGCCUCGCCUACCACAUCUUCGAUCAACCACUUACACCGAGACGCCGCCUCUUCCGCCCGACCUUCUCACCUUCCUCCCUGCCCGGGCCCCCCGCCCAGCCGACCUCUGCCUCCUCUGCCCAAAUGAGAGUCGCCGCCAUGGGAAACAAACACACAUCUACACGAUGGCUACUCCUCUCCUUGGCUGA